AUGCUCAAGUCAUUUUCUUUGGUAGCUUCUUUGGCUAUAAUAUCAGCCGUCAAUGCUCUCCCACUUAAUCCGUUCAACUACUUCCAGAAUCCCUUUGUGAUUGGUGAUAGCGACCGUGAGGUGAAUAUUGAUUCUUGGUACUACGACCUCCCAGUGAUCGAAACUGAGGCACUUCAAGCUCUUAUUAAUAAGGAAGGUCUUGAAGCCAGAGCUGAAAAGCUUUACAACAUUUCUAAGAGCUCAACUAAGCUUCUUGGCCACCCAACUAGAGUCAUAGGAUCCGAGGGCCAUUGGGGUACCAUCCACUACAUUACCGCAGAAUUGAGAAAGUUGGGCGGUUACUAUAAGGUUGAAACGCAAACGUUGACAGCAAUAGACGGUAAGGUCAACUCGUACUCGUUAUUGCUCGAUGGUCUCCAACCGGCUUCAGUGUAUCCAUUGUCUUUGACCCCAGCCACCAAGGAUUACAGACCCGUCCACGGAGACUUGAUCUUGGUCGACAACUUCGGUUGUAGCUUGGAGGACUUCCCAUCCAAUACUGUCGGCAACAUUGUUUUAGUCAAGAGAGGAGAAUGUGCGUUCGGCGAUAAGUCCAUCAACGCUGGGUUGUCUGGAGCACUCGGUGCCAUCAUCUACGAUCCUAAUGAAGACAGCCCAUUGCACGGUACUUUAGGCGAUGAUCCUACCGGUAACGAAGUUGCUACUGUAUCAAUCUCAAAGUCCGAUGCCGAACCAAUCAUUGCUAAGUUGGCAGGUGGAGACCAGGUCGAAACCACCUUGUAUGUUGACGCCUACGUCAAGAACAUUUCCACAUUGAACGUCAUUGCCGAAACCACGUUUGGUGACCAUGACAAUGUUGUUUCCUUAGGUGCUCACUCAGACUCUGUAUUUGAAGGUCCAGGUAUUAACGACGAUGGUUCUGGUACUAUUUCCUUAUUGGAAGUCGCCAAGUACUUGUCUCACUUCCAGGUCAACAAUGCAGUUAGAUUUGCAUGGUGGGCUGCUGAAGAAGAAGGAUUAAUUGGGUCUACUUGGUACGCUGAGCUGUUGCUGCCAGCUGAAAACCAAAAGUUGAGAUUCUUCUUGGACUACGAUAUGAUGGCUUCUCCAAAUUACGAAUACGAAGUGUACGAUGCCAACAACGUUGACCAUCCUAAUGGAUCUGGUGAUAUUAAGGAUCUUUUCAUCGAUUGGUACACUGAACACGGUUACAACUAUACUUUAGUGCCAUUUGACGGUAGAUCAGACUACGUUGGUUUCAUUGAUGUAGGUAUUCCAGCAGGAGGAAUUGCCACUGGUGCUGAAGGUAUCAAAGACAAGAAGAGUCAAGCGAAGUUUGGAGGUAAAGUUGGACACCAAUUCGAUGAUUGUUACCAUCAACUUUGCGACGAUUUACUGAACCCAGACUACGAAGCAUGGGUUGUUAACACCAAGUUAAUCGCCCACUCUGUUGCCAAAUUUGCCAAUUCUUUCGAAGGUUUCCCAGUCAGAGAAGCCCCAUCAAAGGAAGGAACCGCCGGUGUUGAAUCAGCAAAGGGUAAGGUCAGCGAUGGCUUCAAGUAUCGUGGAUCAAAGUUAAUCAUCUAA
Messenger RNA from Dujonia railenensis, 1587 nucleotides. Lineage: Eukaryota; Fungi; Ascomycota; Pichiomycetes; Serinales; Debaryomycetaceae. The record is from the annotation of a GenBank genome assembly.